UUAUAAAAACUGUUCAAUGAAAACGAAACAUAUAUACUAGUAAUCUGUGAAACGAAAUACGACAAGUCGCUCACACAAAACCAAGAUUAAAGUUUUCACCUAUAAUGAGUAUCAAUAAUUUUGUUCGUGAAUUGCCAAAAAUUGAAUUACAUGCUCAUUUAAAUGGAUCGUUAAGUAAAUCAACUAUGAUUAAACUAUCAAGCUGCCUUGUUGAUAAAGGAAUUGCUGAUAAGACUAACAUUUUCUUGGAUGAAUUUGAAAUAGGAUCAGGAGAUACUCGGAACUUGGCCGAUUGUUUCCAAGUGUUCAAUAUAGCACACUCUCUUACUAGUACUCCAGAAACACUAAGCUUAGCUACUGAACUAACUCUAAAAGAAUUUGAAGAUGAUGCUUGUUGCUAUAUCGAACUCAGGAGUACACCAAAAGAAACACCCUAUAUGUCAAGUAAAGAGUACAUAGAAACAAUUGUGAAGGCUAUGUUGAACUCCAAGCUUUCUAUAAUACCUGCUCUUAUAAUUUCAAUAAACCGGGCCCAUACUAUACUGGAAGCCAAAAAAAUUGCAGACCUUGCGAUAGAGUUUCAUAAAAAACAUCCAAACAUUGUUGUGGGCAUUGAACUCAGUGGUAACCCUGCGGUUGGACAGUUUCUACAAUUUAUACCAAUACUGACUAGAGCAAGAAAUGCUGGCUUAAAAGUGACACUACACUGUGGAGAAAUAAGCAAUCCAAAUGAAGUAAUGGACAUGCUUAACUUUAAGCCAGACAGGAUUGGCCAUGGUGUUUGUAUUCAUCCUCUGUAUGGGGGCAAUGAUGUCACUUGGCAGCUACUGUGCAAAUCAGCAAUACCAGUCGAGGUUUGCCUGACAAGCAAUGUGAAUACUAAAUCUACUUCAGACUAUCUCUCACAUCACUUUAAAAAGUUAUAUGAAGCUAAUGUGCCCACAAUUUUAUGUACUGACGACAAAGGAGUAUUUUCUACAUCCCUUUCCCAAGAAUAUUUAAUAUGCGCGCAAACAUUUAAUUUAAGCAAAGUUGAAAUAGCUGAAUUGAGCCUAAAGAGCUGUGAUUAUAUUUUCUUACAAGAGAGAAAACGAGAGAUCUUUGAUAUUAUACAAGGCUAUAAGAAUAAAGUAUAGUUUUUAAUAAAUAUAAAAUUAUAGGUA
Molecule: messenger RNA, 1163 nt
Organism: Aricia agestis (brown argus)
Lineage: Eukaryota; Metazoa; Arthropoda; Insecta; Lepidoptera; Lycaenidae
Gene: Ada
Product: adenosine deaminase-like protein
Exons: 7
Coding region: 105-1136 (343 amino acids)
Biological process (GO): inosine biosynthetic process; adenosine catabolic process
Molecular function (GO): adenosine deaminase activity
Source: RefSeq, a predicted model, not a curated record